Messenger RNA from Biomphalaria glabrata, 9729 nucleotides. RefSeq lists its product as uncharacterized. Gene Ontology annotation, molecular function: protein binding; calcium ion binding. The record is from RefSeq and is a predicted model, not a curated record. Lineage: Eukaryota; Metazoa; Mollusca; Gastropoda; Planorbidae. Bases 200 to 8179 code for a protein of 2659 amino acids. The transcript is spliced from 58 exons.
GGGGGAUGGGGAGGAACACUGCCGGGGGUUAUAAGAGCGGUUUAAGACCAGGACAUGGUCACUCGUGCAAGCCUGUGAGGUGAGAUAUGGAUAUAUCUCUCUGGACCUAGGCUGACACUUCUUUUUAUAUAUUGACCUUGGCUAAAGAUAAACUGAUUCUAGGACUCGAUCGGAAACAGUGUACGGUAACGUCACCAAGAUGAUCCUGACGGCCAUUAUAGUGGCAGGUUUGGUGACAUUAAGUCAACAGGCCGCCAUCAGCACCGGAUACAGAGAUGGAAAUUGCAGUGCCAGUGCAUACUUAUAUUGUGACCCCAACGCCAACUGCGUUGACGCCCCAGAGACACAACAGUACACGUGUCAGUGUCAGGCCAACGCUACAGGAGACGGGUUCAAAACCGAAGUAGGAGGAACGGGUUGCAAGUAUUCUUUCAAAACGUGUGCCAACAUCAACGAUUGUCCACAGUAUGCCAACUGUACCUCAGAACACAAGUGUGUGUGUAACAAAGGCUUUCAAGGGGAUGGAUUCACUUGCAUAGACAUUAACGAAUGUCCCAGCCCACUGUGUGACCCUAACGCUCUAUGUUCUAACUCGCCUGGAAGUUUCAAGUGCAUCUGUGACGCCAACAGACAUUACGUCGGAGAUGGUUUCACGUGUUCUUUCAAAUGUGGCAGCAACAACGACUGUGACGCCCCGAGAGCCAUCUGCAACGACGUUAACGCUUGCGUCUGUAUCAAGGGUUAUCAAGGAGACGGCAGGCAGUGCACUGACAUUAACGAGUGUGCCAACAAAACAUUGAACAAUUGUAAUGCUAAUGCCAACUGUAUCAACACAGUGGGUAGUUUCAAGUGUGAGUGUAAAAAUGGUUAUGUUGGGAACGGAGUGUCUAAUUGUACUGCUUUGCCCAAGAAUUGUAAAGAAAUCUCGAACUUUGUCAAUGGUAAUAAAUAUAGGAUUGACCCAGACUUCACUGGACCUGCCAACGCUUUCACUGUUAUCUGUGAUAAAGUGAACGGAAAUGUCGUCACCAAAGUCCCCGCCACCGGCCCUUUCCCUAUGAAUACACCCGAUACUGCAGGAAACUUGACAAUUCUUUAUGAACCACAGCCUUCCGACAUCAAACCUUUGCUAGAACUUUCAGUUUUCUGUUAUCAAGACAUUUCGUUCACGUGCAGUGCUAGAUACUCUCUCCUUCCCGGCAUGCAGUGGACCGAUGCUUAUGGAAAUAUUUACAACAAUUGGGGCAGUACUUUUAAUGGCCAAUGUGCUUGUGGUGAACUGGGCAUGUGUACAAUGCCGGACUCAGCUUGCAACUGUGACGGGAACCAAACCAGCACCGACGUGGACUCUGGCCGUAUUGUGGAGAAAUCUAAGCUCCCAGUGACCAGUCUCAUCUUUAGCAACGCCUUCACUUCCAGGGGCCGCGUUGACAUUCAGCCAUUGAUCUGCGCAGACAAACCCGUGGGCCUUCCCAAAGACUGCCACGAUGCUAAGUUCUACUACAGCCUGAAGAAGAAUGCCAUUAUCUACAUUAAACCAGACGUGAACGGACCACUAGCGCCAUCUUUGGUCAAGUGUGAUGUUGAGACUUACUACCAUGCUGGAAUUACCAUUGUACCAGUUAAAAACCCUGUCAUCACGCCAACUAUUACAACUACAGCAAGUAUCCGCUACCCACUAGACCUACCCAGGAUAAACGCUAUCAUCACAGGAUCCAAAUAUUGCUCUCAGUAUGUGGAGUUCACUUGUAAGAAUUCAAAACUGAUGGCCGGUGGCGGCUAUGUGUCAGUGGGCAGCGCCAAAAGGAGGCUCGAUUACUUCCCAGGUGCCGCAGGGGUGCAGAACAGUUGUGGCUGUGGCGCCACCGCGUCCUGCAGCGCCCCAACUGUCAAGUGCAACUGUGACAUCGGCGAUGAUGUCGAGAGAAAAGACUUCGGAAUCAUCUUCAACAAGACUGACCUGCCCAUUGUCGAAGUCGCCGCUGAGAUUGGACAGACCAAAAGUGGAACGUAUAGAUUGUCAAACCUGCAGUGUGCCGGCAUUCAAUUCGGAAUUCCACCAAAUUGUGACAAGGCCAGAAUUGAUGGCGCUAGAGAAAGUUACACAUAUUACAUUGAUCCAGAUGGUCCAACUGGAAAACUGGAUCCAUUGCUAGCAGAGUGUAAGUUUGUCUCUAAUCCUCCCCAGGGAAUCACCAUUAUACAUCACAACAAUGAAAAACCAAAACCAAUUUAUGACGUCAACUGGAUUUUGACUUACCUUCAAGCUUCUAAAGAUCAAAUCGAAUCCCUGAAAAUAAGGUCAACUACAUGUACACAGGAGAUCAGUGUCGGUUGUCAAGGAGUGAAAAUCAGGUCCAACGUAGGACCAAUCAACUUCAAAGGUCCCAGCAACGUGACCUUGGCCUUGACAGACUACUUACAAACAUGUGCUCCCAAUGGCACACGAUGCAACUGCAAUGGUUUGGUUGACAGUUCGGAUAAUGGUAUUGUUGACAGCAUGCAGAAUGUCCCUAUCAAUAGCAUCGACUUCAGCAAUCUCUUCAGUCAAAACACAAACAGCGGACUAACAGUCACAGUUGGUCCACUAAAGUGUUCCGAAAUCUUCCAAACUUGCGCUGCUCUGCAAGAAUUUCUUCUGAGUAACCGAACAGCUUAUGGAGAGUCCUAUCGUCUUACAACGAACCUUGUGACCAUCGACCCUGACGGAUCCGGUGAGGUGCCUCCAAUGGCCGUUAAAUGCAGUUUAUACUCCACAACUGUCAUAUUAAUUCCACCCAAUAUGACACUUCAGACUGAUCCCACAAAUCCCAAUCCAGUAAGCAUGUGUUAUGACAUCACCUACACUAACGAGAACGGUGACAUCAUCUCUCCAGCACAAAUCAGUGCUCUGGUCAAGAGAUCAGGCAAAUGCAGACAAGAUCUCCUUCUGGAAUGUAAAAACGCAGCAGCCAGUGGUAAUGUCAACUAUACCUCCUGCGAUGGUGCGCCCCAGAAAGGCUGGGCUGGUAGCUUCAACCAAGAUAAGUGUGCUUGUGGUGUCAACGGAAACUGUGCUGGAGGUCCUUUGGCCAAAUGUAACUGUGACAUGGCUGAUGGUGCCACCCGUUGGGAUACUGGUACCAUCAUCAACAAUAAUAGUCUGCCUGUCUGUCAGAUCUGUUUCAGCAUCACUCCUAAGACUGUAGCAGCAGGAAAAACUCCUCCAGUUUCUUCAUUAAAGUACAAAUUAGGAGAACUGGUGUGUGAUGGAGGUCAAGGAACAAUGAAGAACUGCCAAGAUGCACGUCUUAAUUAUGGAUCAUCAGUCACUGGUGACUAUGAAGGUGCUGUUGCAUUGAAUUCAGAUCCACCUGUACCUGUAGGCUGCAAAAUGUUGCCAAACCCCCCCAUUGGUAUAAUGACUGUGAAAGCGACAAACAAUCUGAUUCCAACCAACCAAACCAUUGAAGUCAUCUUAAACUACGUCACCAUCGACAUCAAUGUAAUCAUUAAGUUUAUCUCUCAAAGUGAAUACUGCUCCCAGAAGCUAUAUUUCUUCUGUGCAUCUGAUAACACUUUCCUGCUUGGAGGCAAAUAUGGCAUCUAUAACAACAGGGGAGAGUUGUCAUACGAGUGGACCCAGAUCCCAGACUCUAAUGAUGCUAUAACUACUGCAUGUACCAAAAACAAAGAUCUCUGCACCAGGUGUGGAAGACCAAGAGGAUUUUUGCUGACUAAAAAAGAGAAUUUACCCAUUUCAAGAAUUUCAUUAGCUGGUGGCGGAGCCACACUUUACAUUGGUGAUGUUGAAUGUCUUGAUCUGAAGAAAACUUGUCAUGAAAUAAUGGGUGUCUCAGAUAGAAAGACAGGCUUUGUUAGUGGGAAAAAAUUUGUCAUUGACCCUGACAGUGCUCUAUUGGUCCAGCCUUUUGUAGUGAAUUGUGAAUUUGAUGAUACUAAUACCAAUGGUGUUACAGAGGUGCCAUUAGCAAGUAAUUCAUCUGGAUCACUUCAUGUUAUAGACAAAGAUGGAGUGGACACAUUUGUAAUACCACUGCAAUACGAUGGGGCUACACCUGAACAAAUCAAUGCAUUGACUAUAAUAAGCGAUUUCUGUUGGCAGGGAAUGAAAUAUGAAUGCUCCUAUUCUCCAAUUCAUAAAAACAAUCAGACAACUUCCUAUUACAAAAUGUACAAUGGACUUCGAUCAGCAGCCUUUGCAACAGGCUAUGACACAACUUUCCCUGGCUGUGCUUGUGGUUUUGCUGGAACCUGCAUCCCUGGCUAUUCCUGUAACUGUGAUGCUGUAGGCAGAAUGGCUGUUGACCAAGGAGCCAUCACAAAUACUAAUGCUUUGCCAAUCACAGGUCUGUCUGUUGGUGGCCAAACUAAAGGCGUCUCCAGUGCAGAUGUACGAGCUACAAACGUUCGUUGCAGUCCCAAACCCUAUGAUCCUCCAAAGCAGUGUAACCAAGGAUUCCAGUGGAAAAGUAAAAAUGGUGUAGACUACAUCUAUAGUUCUGAAUAUUUGAUAAGCCCUGACCCCUUAAAGAUCAAACCUUUCAUGGUUAGAUGUGACAAGGAUCUCUUCCCUGGCACUGUUGUCACAAUUAUACGACCAACCAUUCAACCCAACACUCCAGUAGUCAAAAACCCAGACAAUCCUUACCAGAUCCCUUACUAUGGACCCACAGAUGAACAGAUUUUGUCAUUGGUUUCAGUAUCUGGCUACUGUUACCAGGCAGUCAAAUAUGAUUGCUUUGCUAGUACACUCAUGUCUGAAGGCAAUUAUUGGCUGACUAUGAGUUCCAGGGACAAACGUUUUUUCUGGGGUGGUGGUGAACCUAGUGCUGAUGCAAAGAGUGGUGUUUGUGCCUGUGGUAAACAGAAGAGUUGUGGAGGCUUAGAUUCAGCUACAAGUCAGUUGAGCAGACGCUGCAACUGUGAUGCUGCAGACAAUACCUUCCGUUCUGAUGCUGGAAUCAUCACUGAGAAGGAGUAUUUACCCAUAAGUCAACUUUGGUUAGCUCGUUAUGCCAAGUUCCAAUCUGUAAACAUAACAGUGGGAGACUUGAUUUGUUCUGAAACUCCUUUGACUUUCAACGAAUGUGACCUUGGAUUCCAUGACUGUCACCCAAUGGCCAGAUGUGUGGAUGAGGAAGAUGGCUACCGAUGUGUUUGCAAAGAAGGAUGGAAUGGCAAAGGUAUUCCACUGUUGCUCAGAAAUCCAAGAUCCAAUGGAAGAGAAUGCAUUGAUGAUAAUGAGUGUGUUGCUUAUGAACCAUGUCCCUACAAUGCUAACUGCACCAACAUACCAGGAGAUUUUUACUGCACAUGCAAGGAAGGCUACAGACAGACUGGAAAAACCUCUUGCGAAGAUAUUGAUGAGUGUGCUGACUCUUCUCUUAACAAUUGUGACAAGAAUGCCAGAUGUGAGAACUUGGAUGGAAGUUACAGGUGUCUUUGUGAAAGAGGUUACCGUGGUGAUGGUGUCACUUGCAUACCUGUUGGUGAAUGCUCUUGCUUUGGAGACACUCACUGUAUCAGUUAUGAUAAUCGAUGGUUGCAUUACCAGAGACCCUGCUGGAGUAUUAUGUCUCAAGAUGGCUGCGGGGAUGGAGAGACACCUACAUUCAGAGUCCUUAUUCAACAAUGGCAGAAGAACAAUACACAACCAGGAAACUAUGCUUGGGUCAAGGCUGUCAAGAUUGAAAUCUUCAACCAGGAAAUUAUUCUAGAACAAAACAAACGCAUCUUAGUGAAUGGCAUAGCAACAAAACAAUAUUUUGAUCAGUACUAUUUCAGCGUUAUAUCUACACUUAAUCAUGUGAUCUUCCAGUCAGUAGUAGGUCUAAAAGUGACAUUUAAUGGCGGAGAUGUGGUCCAGGUGACAGUCCCUCAAGGCACAACCGGCAAAGUUUGCGGUCUUUGUGGUAACUACAAUGGUCAAAGUCCUGAUGACCAUGAACUUGGGCCUACUUGUCCAGACCAACGUGGCCUCCUAACUGACAAUGAAGACCUGUUUGGUAGGUCAUGGACUCUUCGUGAAGAGCAAUCAGACGUGUGUAAUGUGGAUUGCGGAGAUACCAAGCCACCUGUGGAUAAAUGUAACUUGCCAAUGGCACUAAUACAGAAAGAAUGUGACAAGCUUAUGAAUCUCAACACCUCACCAUUUAAGAGUUGCCUGAUGGUUAAAAAAGAGAUUGAUGUUGAACAGCUGAGGAAGUCUUGUGAGAUUGAUUUGUGCUAUGUUGAGGAUAACUUGGACGAUGCUAUCUGCAGAUUUGCUGAAACAAUGAGCUAUGACUGCACAGAAAAUGAAAAGAUUGAAGUCAAGAAUUGGAAAGUUGAUGUUACAGCUUGUAAAAAGCCAACAUGCCCCAACAACAUGGUGUAUCAAACCUGUGGUCCAGCCCAACAAGAGACUUGCAUUAGCAAACCUGUUCAGAGUAACCUGACUCUGGUCAAUGACACCAUACCUUGCAAUGAAGGAUGUUUCUGUGCUGCUGGGCUGGUCAUGGAAGGAGACAAGUGCAUCAAGAAGGAGCAGUGUGGAUGUUUUUACAACAACGGCUAUAUGGCUACCAAUGAUAAACUCAUACUUUCUGACUGUUCCUAUGAGAUCGUAUGUUAUGGUAAGAACUCGACUGGGGAGUUCCCUGUCACGUGCCAAGAGAACGAAGCCUGUAGCACUAAAGAUGGAGUCACAGGAUGUUACUGUGCUGAAGGUUACACAAUGAAACCAGGACAGACCACAUGCGAACCUGAUGUGUGCAGAGAUGUUGUGUGUAGUGUGCCCAACAUGGAGUGUGUCAACGGCACAUGCCAGUGUAAAAUGGGAUUCAUCGGAGACUGCAAUCAGUGUGAAGAUGUUGAUGAGUGCGCCACUGGGCUGGACAACUGUAACAUGGUUGGUCAAACUUGUAUCAAUCUGGAGGGCUCUUUCAAAUGUGGCUGUGCUGAAGGUUUUAUAGUUAGUGGAACAAUCUGUAAAGAUAUUGAUGAAUGCGACUAUGGUAUAGCCAAUUGUGGCAAUCACUCAGAGUGUGUCAACACUGUCGGAAAUUUCUUGUGUGAGUGUUGCGCUGGAUACAAGAAAGAUCCUAGUGGAAACUGUAUCAGAGACACAACUCAGACUACAGCACCCAAUGGCCUGUGUUGUGCCUGCCAGGGAGAGAAGUGUAAUGACACUGGAAAGGUUUGUGGCUCUGACGGCAACACUUACUCUGACUAUAGGUCACUGUCCAUCUCUGCUUGUAAGGCAGGGAAAUCUGACCUCACAGUGGAUUAUAAAGGUGCCUGUCAAGGUUCUUGUUCUACAGUUGUCUGUGACAAACAAUACUCCAACUGUUCUGUACAGAAUGGAAAGCCUAAAUGUUCUUGUCCCAAGUGUGACAACUCUACAGCUACUUUCACUGAUGAAACUGUCUGUGCCUCAAACAAGAUUACCUACACCAGCAUCUGCCACAUGAAGCAAGCUACUUGUGAGGCCGACAUUGAGACCACUGUGGAAGUAGAGUUUGUUGGCAAACCUUGCCCAGGGAAAGGAUCACAACCUCCAACUGGACCUUGGGGUGAAUGGGGCGACUGCAGUGAGCAGUGUAAACAAGGAACAAAGAACAGGACCAGGGAAGUGUAUGUUCCAAAUGAAGACAAUAAGAUUCAUGACACCGAGUACAUACCUUGCUACAACUCCUGUCCAAAUGGGCCUUGUACUCAAGAAACCUGUGUUGAGCCUGGCCAAGUUUGUGUGGCGGAUGACAAUAACAACCCAUCUUGCCAAUGUCCAACUUGUGAAUUGUUUGAGCCUAAGCCUAUCUGCACUAGGGUUUUCAAUGUCAUUAAGACUUAUGAGAAUGAAUGUGAGUUGCAGAAGAAGAUCUGUCAACUCCAGACGAAUGAUUAUGAGAUUUUGGAGCCAAGAGCUUGUGAAGAUAAACCUGUCAAAUGUGGCCUGGUAAGAAACUACAAAAUUGAGACACGCAAUGGAUGUAUAGCAGACAGUCACAUCAACUUUGGAGCUUGUUAUGGAGGCUGUGAUAAUGAAGCAAAUGACUGCUGUGUAGGAAAUGAGAAAGGAUCUGCCACAGCCACCUUGCACUGUCCUGAUGGAAAGAACUUUGAGCAAAUUUUUGAGACAAUAGUCGGCUGCAACUGUGUGCCUAAAUAUAGUGAUACCAAUCAAGUUGAUUCUUAAAUAUUGUACUUUCAAUACUUUUGAUUGGCAAUAAUUUUGUUUUUAAUUUACUCAUUUGUUUUUUGUGUUGGUUUUUUUUUUCUUAAUCAUGAAGCAAUAAAAAUGUUUCUGAAAUAACCUGUUCUGUAAGUUUUGAUUCUACUGUUAGUUUAUGCCCAAACUUGUUAUGCUUAGGAAAUAUUUAUAUCACGCAUUGAUUUAGCAAAAUUUACUAAAUGAGAUUUUUUUUUUAAAUGUGCACUAUGGAUUCUGUCUUUGAUAAAUAUUUCGCUCCAUUACCUCUUACAACUGGAUAAAUAAAGGAUUGUAUAUUAAUACAUUUUGGCAGUUUUUGAUUUAGUAAAAAAGUUAUUUUAAGACAAAAAAAAAUUGAUUUGUAUUAAUUGUAAUUGUCAUCUAACUCAUUGAAAAGGAAAUGAAUUUAAGUGUUCAGGAUAUUGUAGACUUUCAGAUGAUGACUGAUUCACCAUGUUAAUGAUUGUUACUGUAACAUUAAUUCUUAAUUACCAAAUGGAAAAGUUUCUUUAAAAACGAAAAUUUUUUUUAUAAGUACACAUAGGUGUUUUAACUAAGACUGAAAAAUGUUUACUACAAGGAUGUCAGGGUAAUACUUUUACUUUUAUCUCUACUUUUUAAUUUCUAUUUGAAAUGCUGGAUACUUGGAUCUUAUAGUGUUAGUUUUUACAAUUGCUAAAUAUCCUUAUAAGUUUAAAAAUUUUAAAACUAAAUUCUUCCCAUUUGUUGAGUAGUACUGUGUUUUCUGUACAAAAUAAAAUGUUUUUACACUUGUGUACUCCUCACAUUCCACUAAAAAAACAAUACAAAUCAUUCAAGAGUUUAGCUACCAAUAUACUUACAUUCAAGAGUUUAGCUACCAAUAUACUUACAUUCAAGAGUUUAUUUACUUUGAAGAUUGACAGUCGAACAUUAUUCAGCGUAUUCAAAGAAAAAUUAGCUUUCAGAUUUCUACAUCUAUAAAUGCAUUGCAAGCAAGCACCCUUUGAAAACAUUGUUCCUAUUUGAGUAGUAGUAAAAUGUAUAAUCGACAAUUAAUAUUUUUAGGACACAUGUCAGAUGGCAUUUUUUGUUUUUCAAAUAACAACCAAUGUUUUUCAAUCAGUAACCAAUGUUCUUCAAUCAUUUAUAUAAAUAUGGGAUGCUAUCAACAUAACACAUUAUUUUGUACACUUAAAUGUUAAAAGGAAAGUUUCUGAAUACAUUUCACCCCUUGACAAAAACACUAGUCUAUGUUGCCUAUCUGUACUUAGAGGCCCUUUGUUUCUUAUGUACUAAAGCUAAUACUUGCCUCCUCCUUAUUUGUGAUCAAGUCAAAUGUCUUUCUAAAAUUUUUAGUUUGGUAUUUAAGGUAAUGUACAGAUUUUUUCUUUGUCAUAUGUAAUUGUGAUAAAAUUACAGAUAAUGAAAAUUUUAUUUUUUUUCUGUUUUUUUUUUCUGACCAGAGUUUUUCUAGUUUGGCAUGGUCAUUAUUUGAAAUUUACUUUUGAACAAAAUAUAUGAUAGAACUGAAAUAAAUUAACUAGAUUGAAAUA